Molecule: messenger RNA, 832 nt
Organism: Musa acuminata subsp. malaccensis (wild Malaysian banana)
Lineage: Eukaryota; Viridiplantae; Streptophyta; Magnoliopsida; Zingiberales; Musaceae
Product: bZIP transcription factor 44
Biological process (GO): positive regulation of DNA-templated transcription
Cellular component (GO): nucleus
Molecular function (GO): transcription cis-regulatory region binding; DNA-binding transcription factor activity
Source: RefSeq, a predicted model, not a curated record
GUUCUGAGAUCUGCGCGCCCUGUAAUCUCCUAGAUUUCUUGGUUCUUUUUCUGUGACCAAUCUACGUAAGUUUUCCACCAAAGAUCUAAUAUUUUCCUAAACAACACGAGAACAAGCUCAGAUUACUCUUCCAUGGCUUCUCCUUCCGCUGGAUCAAGCCAGCUCCAGAAUUCCGGUUCGGAAGAAGACUUGCGGGGUGUGAUCGACCAGAAGAAGCUGAAGCGGAUGAUAUCGAACCGCGAAUCCGCGAGGCGAUCGAGGAUGCGCAAGCAGAAUCACUUGGACAAGCUGAUGGCACAGGCGAACCAGCUGAGGGAGGAGAACACCCGGAUCCUGGCAACCUUCAACAUCACCAAGCAGCACUACGCUGCGGUGGAGGCUGAGAACUGUGUCUUGAGGGCUCAGGCGAUGGAGCUCGGCAGCAGGCUACGGUCUCUUGAUGAGAUCCUCCACUUCAUCAACAUCAGUCGCCAUGUCGUUUUGCACGACGACCACCAAAUGAUGGACGGUUCCAUCGGUCCGUGGAGCUUCGCGUGCAUGAAUCAGCCCAUCACGGCCGCAGCAGACGACAUGUUCUAUUAUUGACAGGCAAAAGAAGGCAUUGGUGGUGCGGUUGAGAGAGUGGUGUUUGUCAUAAUGUUGUGGUCUUUGUGUCCCUGUGUGUCAAGUGUUACUUCUGUCAUAAUGUAUUUUGGAGACCUUUUUGUGGGAUCAUUGUGGCAUAUCUAAUGAAAGGUCUUGAGUUGCUUUAAGGGUCCUAAAGAGGUAUGUUCUGUGACAGGUUCUGGUUGGUGUCUAAUCUAAGAAUAAUAUCUGCUGUUAUUUCUGCAAA